This is a messenger RNA of Tripterygium wilfordii, 1047 nucleotides long. RefSeq lists its product as uncharacterized. The record is from RefSeq and is a predicted model, not a curated record. The transcript is spliced from 6 exons. Bases 266 to 739 code for a protein of 157 amino acids. Lineage: Eukaryota; Viridiplantae; Streptophyta; Magnoliopsida; Celastrales; Celastraceae.
UUUUUUUUUUCUUUCUUUUGGGUUUAUAAUAAAUUUGGUAAGAGACGGUUUCAUUUCUCUUUACCAAACGCGAUCUUCACGUGUCCUUCUGUGUCUUUCUUGCUCUUUUUCUGUUCUGUAGUCUGUUUUCUCUCUCUAUAAAUCUCUACACCGUUUUGUUUUUAUUUGACGGUGAUUAAAUAUAUGUGUGUGUGUGUGUUAAAACCUGUAUAUAGGGAGUGAUAGAGAGUGAUUUCAUAGGGUUUACAGAGAUUUCAGAGAGAAAAUGGAAGGCAGGAAGCCAGCGAGCAAAUCUUCCUCAUCGUCCUCGUCAACUUCUGAGAUGUUUGGGUCUCGAGAAAAGUACCCUUCACCGUCUUCUCCAGGGCUGUUUGGUUCCAUAUUUGCGCCAACCUCAAAGGUGUUAGGGAGGGAAUCAUUGCGCACCGAGUUGAGAAGGCAGGAGUAUGCUAAUGGUGCCUGGAACACCAAUCCCGGACGUCCAGUUGAUGCUCUGGAGAACAGUGAAGGCGAAGUCAAGAGCAUGCCAAAUCGGGACAUGAGUUACAUGUAUCAUGACCAACGAGUACAACCAAGUCCUCUCAGUUCAUCAAUCUUUUACGGUGGUCAGGACGUAUAUAAUCACCCUCAGAGUACCCAGAGCACUGGAGUGAAUUCUGUGUACAAGAAAGAUGGGAGUGAAGAUGAUUCAGGUAUUGCUUCAAGAGGAAACUGGUGGCAAGGGUCUCUUUAUUAUUGAUGGCUCACUCACCAUGGAUAUACAUACCUAGGUAGAUUCCUUUUUCAUUAUAUGAAGAUAGCUAGUCAGAUCAUGGCAGAAAGCUGGUGUUUGUCGCUUUCUCCAUCCUGGCAACAUCGUUCUAUGAAGUAUGAACUGAUAGUUAUGUUUUUUCUCUCUUUCUUCGUGUUAAAGAAUUAUGAACUCAGUAGUUUUUUAAGGACUUAUUCAACUACACCGUUGUAGUUGAACCCUGAAUUGGGAAGUCAUCUUAAUUAUUGUUCUAUAAUAGUCGUAUUUUGAUUUCAGUUUUGGAAAUAUCUUUAUUA